Molecule: messenger RNA, 1533 nt
Organism: Beauveria bassiana ARSEF 2860
Lineage: Eukaryota; Fungi; Ascomycota; Sordariomycetes; Hypocreales; Cordycipitaceae
Product: PBN1 protein
Exons: 3
Coding region: 1-1533 (510 amino acids)
Biological process (GO): GPI anchor biosynthetic process; protein processing
Cellular component (GO): glycosylphosphatidylinositol-mannosyltransferase I complex; endoplasmic reticulum membrane
Molecular function (GO): mannosyltransferase activity
Source: RefSeq, a predicted model, not a curated record
AUGAAGGAACGCAUCACCUUCGUUCACCCUCCAGGGGGUGAGCUUGACCCGAAAGGCUUCGACGUGCAAGCUACUGGACUGCUUGGCCCGACCAUCACUACCGUGCGUGAGGACAGAUUCACCAUCCCUAUAGAUGAGAUUCCAGCCAAUAUUGCCUUGGUAUUGCGCCAAUAUAGCUCUCUGCAGGUUCGAUGGGCCAGUCCUCUACAACAGAAGACGAUCAGCCCGUUUAGCUCCCGUAUAUCGCCUGGGCUCCAUGUCGCCUACAUACCAGCAAAACAGACACCCGCAGACGCAUCUAUACUUUGCUCUCUGCUACAAGCCUUCGGGCCCGUUGGAUGCGAGUCAAGAGAGGCCUUUACGGAAUUUCAGCGGAAAUCACACCAGCCUAUAAAAGGCUAUUACUUCCAUCAGCAUAUUGAAGCAUUGAAUGAAUUUAUUAUAUACGUUUCAACCACAUUUUGCACAGAGGCCGAUUCAGAGUGCCAAGCAAGAGUUCGAGGACUGGACGCCGCUGCUUCGCUUGAUAUCACGUAUGAUGCAGAUGAGCAAACGGCUAAGCUGACAGCUUUCUGGCCAUUGCGAACUCAAAGCCUAGUAGCGCUAGCUGCUGAGAAUCGACGCACCGAAGUCGGCAUCAUGGGACUGGACGAGCCCCCCAACAUGAAAUCGCAUGAACUAGGUGUCUCUGGCACCCUUACCGUCCUCAAAGAACAAACAAAGCCAGGUCCGGUAUUUUUUGCCUUUCCUGCUCGUCACAGAGAUAGCCAUGCAUCGUUCUCGUCCAGAUUCGCAACGCCCACGGGCCUGCACCCUACCAUGCAGCUUGGCUUCGAAUCCAACAAGCCGCCGGCUGACGAUGGCAGCUGCAAAAUGUACGCGUAUCUGACUCUGCCGAGGACUAUUUUUGCAGACAGGUACCAGCUGGCCGAUGAUCUGUUUCUAGCCUCCAAGAACCUGACAGCAGCUCCGUACACGAGCCUCCCAGUUGAUUUGGAAGCCCCAGAAUAUACCACAUCAGUUUGGGGCUCUACAGUCUUGCUACAGCUUGCACCUCCGGCGAUGCGGGCGGAUCCCGACGCGUGGACAGCCGAGGUGCCCCUCCAUCUCCGCUACCUCAAACCUUCGGAGACGGGCGUCGUGAAUAUUGAAGUUCCGUUUCCUGCAGUAUUUUGGGCGUGCGGACCUGUUGAGUCUGUGGAUUUUACCAAGAGCCCUUUUGAUAGGAUGCAUCUGGGAUACGAUGAUCUUUUCAGAGACGGAACAGUGUUUUGGCAUGUCCACCCCAGAGCGCAAGAGGGAAAUCACGUCAUGGAGAGCCGACUCAUGAGCAGAAUCUCUGUUCCGGUUCUCAACAACAGCGCAUCAGGGUGGAUUGGAAUUGCAACUACAGCCGCCAUCUCAGUCGGUUUUGCGUGGAUUCUGUGGAAGCUGCUCAGCGCCUUCAUGCAGCAUGGACACAAGAAUGAUGCAACGGACGAGCCUGCCAGUGGCAGCAGCGCGAAGAAGGACAGCAAAAAGAAGAAGCAAUGA